CAUGAUUCGAAACCCCCCCGCCCUUCAAUUUUCUUAUUUUCACCUUCUUGCGCUCAUUCUUCUUGGUUUCUAUUGAGCGCCCCUUCGACUCUGGUCGGCGACUCUUCUAAUUCCGAUUCCUUCCACCAUCCAUUCUAUUUGACUUAAGCACCCAGAAUAAUUCAGCGCGCGCUUCUGAUCAUGCCCUUCCACAAGCCAUUCCGGUGAUAGCUUCCUUCAAUAGUGUGCCCUUCGACGAGAUCUUCCCUCCUCUUUUCCCCGCUGCGCCCACCGAGCUCAUCUCCGCCGGCCAAUUCUAAGUGAACCGCUGCGAACAAUGGCCUCCUCAGCUGGCUCUUCAGUGAGCGAGCUUUGCGCCCGACUCUACGAUGCCUGUCUGAAAAACUUCCCUCCCGAUCAUCUCUUCUACCAGCAAGAUCUUCUCGGACUGGGAAUCGUCCCUAAAAAUGACCUCGCGCUACUUCUUCAAUGCACCCAAUCGCUCGUUGACCAAAAACUAUUCCGCCUGCUCCAGGGAAAGAAUGAUCGAUUGGCAUGGAAGAUUAUCUCGCGGGAGGACGCAGAGAAACUCCAAAACCUCAGCCCUGACGAGAGUUUGGUCUACAAUGUCAUUCACUCGACCGGGCGCUCUGGCAUCUGGGUGCGCGCCAUCGGCACGCGGACGAACCUCCACAAAUCGAUCCUGGACCGCUGCCUCAAGUCGCUCGAAGGGAAGAACUAUAUCAAAAGUGUGCACAAUGUCAAAUUCCCCAGCCGGAAGAUGUACAUGCUUGCGGGGCUGGCGCCUAGCGAGGAUGUGACGGGAGGGGCCUGGUUCACGGACGGCGUGCUGGACGAGAACUUCAUCAACAGCGUCGCCGGGUUCAUCGAGUGGAAGGUAAGCCAGAAGAGCUGGUACGAGGUACCGGCCGUUCAGCAACACCGGAACAACAAGCGCCUCAAGACCGCGGACGGGAACGGAAUCACAAACCACUAUGACACCGACCAGCAACAACCUCCUCCAAAGGAAUACAUCCCAUUCCCCGCCGGGUAUCAGGGCUACCCCACCAUCGCCGAGUUGACGGCCGCCGUUAACGCCAGUGGCAUCACCCCCGUCCGCCUGGGCGAGGAGAGCAUCACCCAGCUCCUGGAGAUGCUGUGCUACGACAACAAACUGGUGGCCCUCAACAACGGCGAGGUCUACCGUUCCGUCAAAACCCCCGAGCAGGUCAAGUCGCAGCAAGCGCGCAAACCCCCGGGCGAUGACUCCGGGAUCGACGACCGCCUUGUCCGAAACGGCAUGACCGAAGCUCCCUGCGGCCAUUGUCCGGUCUUCAAGCUCUGCGCUCCCGGUGGCGCCGUCAGCCCGGAGAGCUGCGAAUACUUCGAUCCCUGGUUAGAGAAAGCAUUGGGAUUUUAGAAAAGAGGAAGGGACGUUCCUUGCGCUCUCUAUGUGAGACUGGGUGGCAUUGUCCUGUGCAUACCUCGGUUUCAUUAUUACCUCAUCUUUUCCUUGGACAUUACCCCUCUCCCGGAAACAUUUUCUUUUAUUCUCAACCACUUAUCAGUUCACUGUAUACCAAUCUCUGCGCAGUCAUAAAACAAAGAGAGGACUAGCUCUUUUGCCGCUGGAGAUAAUCUGUUUGUUUGCUUUGCAUAGCGAUGGCGUCGUUUCUUUUUGAUGUUCAGUUCUCGCAAUGAGUUGUCUGAUCUUGGAGUGUGGACACGAGGGCCAGAAUGAUAUACCAAAAAUAUGGAUGGAUGGUCUUAUCGGUUUUUUUUGUGUGUGUGUGUGGGUGUGUUUCUCAAUCAGGACAUCCGUCCACAAGGUUAGAUUUAAAACUUCAUUUCAGAAAUUGAGGAAAGGAAGAUCCGGAGAAUGGAGGUUGGCC
Aspergillus saccharolyticus JOP 1030-1 is the source of this 1871-nucleotide messenger RNA. Its product is annotated as RPC34 RNA polymerase subunit family protein. Gene Ontology annotation, cellular component: RNA polymerase III complex. The transcript is spliced from 2 exons. Lineage: Eukaryota; Fungi; Ascomycota; Eurotiomycetes; Eurotiales; Aspergillaceae. Bases 317 to 1399 code for a protein of 360 amino acids. Gene Ontology annotation, biological process: transcription by RNA polymerase III. The record is from RefSeq and is a predicted model, not a curated record.